Molecule: messenger RNA, 1494 nt
Organism: Cylas formicarius (sweet potato weevil)
Lineage: Eukaryota; Metazoa; Arthropoda; Insecta; Coleoptera; Brentidae
Gene: net
Product: transcription factor atoh8
Exons: 2
Coding region: 289-1263 (324 amino acids)
Molecular function (GO): DNA-binding transcription factor activity; protein dimerization activity
Source: RefSeq, a predicted model, not a curated record
UGUCAAACCCGGACUUUAGUCGGAUCUAGUAAGCCGUGCAUCGCAGAAGUGGUUGGCUGCACCGAGGCGCAGUCUUGAACGAUCGAGUGACCGUCGACGGUAUUUUGAAACAAUCGAAUUGACAGUUAAGGCGUUUGGCGGUAAUUUUUGAAUGUUUAAACUGGAACUAAACAUCGCCCAUUAGACGACGGUAUUGGGUGACAGAAUUAAGUGCCAUUAGAACGUACUGCAUAGGUACCAGUGCUGUGAUUAAAAUAAUUGCCGAGAACCGUCCCUAUUAAUGAAGUUAUGACGAAUGGGAAUGCCAAAAUUACAUUGAAAGAAUCGAAGAUGUCGUCCGUUCCUGUGACUGAAGACACCGGUUUUUGUUCCGGCGAAGAGUACAUGGAGAGCGAGAUCCAUUCGCCUACCGAUAACAGCGAGGAUAGCGUGGAAGUGAAAGUGUCGGUGAUCUCCUCCCUUUGCAAAAAUAAGCGGAAGCUGCAGGAGCCUUCCAGAAAGCGAGACGUCUUCUCCGGUCCGCUGAAAAAACGCAUGUGCCUGAAGAUAAAAGCCGAGAGUAACGAAACGUUGACGCCUUUCCGUCCGUGGAGCCCGCCAACAAGUAAAACCCCUUCGGCGGCCGUUUCAACGGCGACACAAAAUUUUGCCGUACCGUUUCCGUUAAAAUCCGAAAGUAUUACCCUCACUUCUGCGUCGAAUUUAUCCUAUUUUCGACCGCCGUCUCCGGUUCCACAGACCGAACCCGUCUCCUUGGUGAUCAAACGCGAACAAGACGACUCCAAUGACGUCAGAGUGCCUAUGCAUCCGCCUAUCGCGAAACUUUCCGCAGUAGAAACGGAACGUAUGAUCCUAAAAACCAACGAACAGUUUCCCACGCUCCAGGUCGAAGCCAUUGCCAAAGCCGCGGCGCCGACUUUACAAUCUUCCACGUCCAAGAAGACGGAGCAGAGAAGAGAGCAGAGGAACUACAAAAACAUGACGCGAGAGAGACGGAUAGAGGCGAACGCGCGCGAAAGGACUCGAGUUCACACGAUUUCCGCAGCCUUUGAUACGUUGAGACGGGCCGUACCAGCGUAUUCGCAUAACCAAAAGCUGUCGAAGCUGUCGGUUCUGCGCAUAGCCUGCUCCUACAUCAUGACGUUGUCGAGCUUGGUAUCCAGCGACAAUUCGGAACCCGUUACCUCGGAAUGCGUGGACAUGGUGUCCAGAACGAUUCAGAGGGAGGGGAAAUUAAGAAAGAAAAAGGACGACAACGAUUAAGUGCCAAAAACGCGUUUGCCUUUGAAAAUAUGUUCCUACCACUCGAGUUGCCUAUAACAAAACUGCAAGUGUUGAAGUUCUUCCAAAAAAGGCGACGCUCAUUUGUUUUUGUUUGUAUUUUUCGAUGCCAUGUUUAUAGAUUGUAUAUAUUGUAGAUGUAGUUGUUCGUUCCAGACUGCAGAAAAGACUAUUUAUUUGGUUAUUUAAUAAAUAAGAAAAAGUGUUCCCGAA